Molecule: messenger RNA, 2736 nt
Organism: Selaginella moellendorffii
Lineage: Eukaryota; Viridiplantae; Streptophyta; Lycopodiopsida; Selaginellales; Selaginellaceae
Product: xyloglucan 6-xylosyltransferase 2
Exons: 4
Coding region: 399-1709 (436 amino acids)
Biological process (GO): xyloglucan biosynthetic process
Cellular component (GO): membrane; endosome; trans-Golgi network
Molecular function (GO): hexosyltransferase activity
Source: RefSeq, a predicted model, not a curated record
UUUUAGGGUGUUUAAGAAGCGAGAGGUGAGAGAGAGGAGACACGGCAAGAAGAAGAGAAAAAAUUUCUCUUUCUUCCUUUCGUUAAGAUCCUGGCAAGGAAUCUGUAAGAAGAGGAAGCUCAGCUCGCAAUCAAUCGAUUCCACCGACUGCAUUUGUUUGGAAUCUCGUGUUAGAAUGCUGGCGCUCAACCGCGCAUUCAUGGAUUUGGCAGCGAAGAGCUCCUCCGCGAGGAGAAAGCUCUUCUGUUUUUAGGGAUCGAUCGGUGGAAGGGCGAGGCCGCGAUGGAUCCGGGUAGACCAAGGAGAAGAGGAAGCUACAUUGUUGUGUGGGUGUAGGAUUGGAAGGAUCGCGCGCAUUGGAAGCACAUUGAAAGGAGAGGAAGAAUCCAGGCGGAAGGAUGAGAUCUAUAACGCGCUCCUUCUCUUCUCCGCCGAUUCUCUCGCCCACCAAGAUCCGCCGCCUCCAGCGAACGUUCCACAACGUCAAGCUCAUGGUCAUGUGUGGCAUGAUCACGAUCCUGGUGCUGCGAGGGACGAUCGGCGCGGGCAAAUUCGGGACGCCCGCCCAGGAUUUGCGAGAGAUCCGCGAGCAUCUGCCGCGGCGCCACAAGGAGGCCGCGAGCAGAGUCCUGGCAGAGGCGCACGAAUCGCGAAAGAAAGCCCCAGGCGAUCGCGAGGAGAGGGAGGAGGAGGAGAGAAGCGCAGGAUCAUCGCCCUACUCUCUGGGUCCCAAGAUCUCCGACUGGAACGAGCAGCGAUCCCAGUGGCUCCUCGAGAACAGGGCUGGCGGCGGCGCCGCCACUAGCAAGAUCCUCCUCGUCACUGGCUCCCAGCCCAAUCCCUGCGACAACCCAGUGGGCGAUCACUACCUCCUCAAAUCUCUCAAGAACAAGAUCGACUACUGCCGGAUCCACGGCAUCGAGAUCUUCUACAACAUGGCGCACCUCGAUUCCGAGAUGGCGGGCUACUGGGCCAAGCUCCCACUUCUCCGGAAGCUCCUCCUCUCCCACCCGGACGUGGAGUGGCUAUGGUGGAUGGACAGCGACGCCAUGUUCACGGACAUGAGCUUCGCGAUCCCGCUGGACAAGUACGCGAAUCACAACAUGGUCCUCCACGGAUGGGACGAGCUCGUCUACGCGAAGAAGAACUGGAUCGGGCUCAACACCGGGAGCUUCCUCCUCCGCAAUUGCCAGUGGUCGCUGGAUCUUCUCGAUGCGUGGGCGCCGAUGGGACCAAAGGGAAAGAUCCGCGAGGACGCCGGCAAGAUCCUCACGCGCGAGCUCGUGGGACGCCCGGAAUUCGAAGCUGACGAUCAGUCCGCGCUCGUCUACCUCCUGGCGACGCAGCGAUCCCAGUGGGGCGAUGGCGUGUUCUUGGAGAGCUCGUACUACCUCCAUGGCUACUGGGCGAUCCUGGUGGACAAGUACGAGGAGAUGAUCGCGAAGAAUCAUCCGGGGCUUGGGGACGAUCGCUGGCCGCUGGUGACCCACUUCGUGGGGUGCAAGCCGUGCGGGAGCUAUGGCGAUUACCCGGUGGAGCAGUGCUUGCGGGAGAUGGAGAGGGCGUUUAACUUCGGGGAUAAUCAGAUCUUGGGUGGCUAUGGAUUCCAGCACCGGCGGCUGGAGAGCGCGAGGGUGAAGAGGACGAGGAAUGACACCGCCAGGCCCCUGGAUGAUCUACCAUCGAUAUCGCGAGUUUCUUCCUCCUAGCUAUGAGGUUUGUUUUUUUUUUCGAGUUCUUCCCAAAAGGUUGGAGCAACCCAUUUGUCUUGUCGUGAUGGAAGAUUGAUAGAUUGUUUUGAUGCUCGCUCGAUCUAUCGUAUCAGAUGAUCAUUGCCUUUACAUAGUUUUUCUUAUCUAGACAUUGGUUCUUGAGCUAUGGAGCGAUGACGCUAGUGGCGAUCCUGGACUUCUUCCGGGGGCGUUUGUGGGAGAUUUUGGACACGCAAUGGCUCCUGGCACUGAGGAAUUUGUCAAUGGAGGAUCUUCUUCUCCUUCCAUCGCAUAUGAGAGUCCCUUCGAUCCUUUGUUUCUCGUGCAUUGACGGCUGGGAUGGAAGGCCUUAGGAUUGCUGGCCCAAGACGCUCCAGGAUUUGCUCGCUCUCUUUUUCUCGAGAGCUGAAGGAGAGCUCAAAGGUGGAUCGCUUCCAAGUGUUAUAACGCAGGCCGUGAACGUCAGGAAACCAUGAGGUAUGCAUCUCCUUCGAUCCAUCGAUCGUUUUAGAGGAGACUCCCGUUUAGAUUCUUUCCAGAUUGAAGGACUUUCUUCGUUGGUAGUAAACACGUCAAACGAUACUAGCCAUUCUUGUCAACCGUUUCAAAGCAUCGUGCCACACAAAACCGCAACCUUUCUCGGCGACGAGGACGUGUAGCUGGACGCAUUCUUGUCGUCCAUUAGCAUUCGCGAGCAACGUAGCCAUGGACAGCACUCGGGCUGCAUGCCUGUGGAGAUCUCUCGGCGAACAUGUUGAGGUGAGGAGCGUAGGUUCUUGAAACACUGGGGCAGGACCUCUGUAAAUCGCCAGGACGUCACGGCGGUGAUCUCUGUUUGGUGUUGCUAGAAUUUGUUAUCCGAGAACGACGACGGUGCGAGCAAGUGUGGCUUCCCUUUGAGCAGAGGCAUGAAGAGAUUGAACCUGCGUCUUGGUGGAGCUGGACGUGAUCUUGUGAUACAAUCUAAAUGCCGUUAUUUUGUUCCUUCGUUGGAAGUGGAAUUUUUUAAAAAUGCUUGGCCUUU